AUGCAGUGGCAGCUAAUCCCAGCAUUCAUACUUGUCUUUGGGUUUGUAGUAACCACUGCGCUUCCCAAGCUCUCGGAAGGUAUCCCAUAUGAAAGUGGCAGCCAGCAUGAUCUCAUGCCAGUGGACGCGGACUCUCUGUGGCGGAAGUAUAGACUCAACACAUCGGCAGAAUACAAGUAUUUCCAUGAGCCCGGGGGAGAUGACAUCCUUGGUCACUAUGACGUACGGUUCUUCACGGCAUCUGGGAGCCAUGCCGAGCGGACCCAGGCGCUCACCCAUAUGAUCCGGGCAUACCUCAAUUUCUUUGAUAAGAACAAGCUGGAGACGUGGAUUGCGCACGGGACACUGCUGGGGUGGUGGUGGAAUGGAAAGAUUCUCCCUUGGGAUUGGGAUAUCGACACCCAAGUCCUGGAUACCACACUCGCCUACCUCGCCGACAACUUCAACCAUACGAUCGUCGAGUACAAAUCCCCCGACAGCCUCGUCCGGCGCCGGUAUCUUCUGGACAUCAACCCAUGGUCCCGGCAGCGAGAGAGUGGACAGGGGCUGAACAUCAUUGACGCACGCUGGAUCGACAUCCAUACGGGUCUCUACAUCGACAUCACGGGUGUCAGUAGACUGGAACCCAAGGCGCAUCCUACAAUCUGGGAAUGCAAAAACUUCCAUCAGUACCGACUGCACCAGUUGUAUCCACUGCGGCGCACCGUUUUUGAGGGCGUCCCGGCCAAAGUGCCUUUUCUCUAUGAAUCGAUCUUGGUGGAGGAGUAUUCCAAGAAGGCCCUAACGAGCACUCGGUUUCAUAAGUGA
This is a messenger RNA of Penicillium alfredii, 807 nucleotides long. RefSeq names its product putative mannosylphosphate transferase (Mnn4). Bases 1 to 807 code for a protein of 268 amino acids. The transcript has 2 exons. The record is from RefSeq and is a predicted model, not a curated record. Lineage: Eukaryota; Fungi; Ascomycota; Eurotiomycetes; Eurotiales; Aspergillaceae.